AUGAUUGUCUUUGGGUCAAGAAACCAUACUGAUCAUUUGGCACUACUCAAAUUCAAAGAAUCCAUAUCCAGUGAUCCAUAUGGAGUUUUACUAUCUUGGAAUACUUCUUCUCACUUUUGUAAUUGGAAUGGAAUCACAUGCAAUUCCAUGCAUAAAAGAGUUACAAAGUUGGAUUUGCAGGGGUACAAGUUGAAGGGAUCCAUAUCUCCUCACCUAGGAAAUCUCUCUUACAUGAGAAUCUUGCUCCUUGACAACAACUACCUGCAUGGGAACAUCCCACAACAAUUGGGAAAAUUGUCACAACUCCAGGAACUCUCUCUCGGAAACAACUCAUUGGUAGGUAAACUUCCUACAAACUUGACAGGUUGCACUAAUCUCAAAAUCAUAUACUUAUUUGGGAACAAUCUGAUUGGAAGAAUACCUAUUGAAAUUAGCUCCCUUCGUAAGCUUCAAAAUUUGAAUGUUGGGAACAAUAAGUUAACAGGAGGAAUCCCAUCGUUCCUAGGAAAUCUUUCUGUCCUAGUUCGUCUCUCACUGGGUAUUAAUAACUUAGAGGGAGAAGUUCCACAUGAAUUGUGUCACCUAAAACACUUGUUAAGGAUAUUUGUACCUGUCAACAAACUGAUUGGAGCUUUUCCUUCUUGUUUUUAUAAUAUGUCAUCGCUUAUUGUAAUCUCAGCUACAGAAAAUCAAUUUAAUGGAUCUCUUCCACCAAACAUGUUCCACAACCUUCCCAAUCUCCAACAAUUUUAUAUUGCUCUAAAUCAGGUCUCAGGUUCAAUCCCACCUUCCAUCACAAAUGCAUCUAUCCUUCAAUUACUUGAGAUAGGUGCAAAUCAAUUCACUGGACAAGUUCCAGCUCUUGGGAUGCUAAAAGAUCUUUUUUACCUAGGUUUGUCUCUAAACAAUCUUGGUGAUAAUUCAACUGAUGAUUUGAAGUUUUUUAAAUCAUUGACAAACUGUAGUAGUUUGCAAAUGUUAGAUAUAUCUUACAAUAAUUUUGGAGGUCAAUUGCCAAAUUCUUUGGCCAAUUUGUCCACCCGACUCAACCAGCUGUAUCUUGGACGUAAUCAGAUAUCUGGAGAAAUUCCUACAGCAAUGGGAAAUCUAAUUGGCUUGACUCAAUUGAUGAUGGGAGAUAACCUCAUUGGCGGGAUUAUUCCAUCAAGUUUUGGAAAGUUUCAGAAAAUGCAGGAGUUAGAGUUAAGAGCAAACCAACUUUCAGGACAUAUGGGAGAUUUUGUUGGCAAUCUUAGUCAAUUGUUUUAUUUGGACAUGGGAAGAAAUAUGUUAGAAGGAAAUAUACCUUCCACUAUAGGGAAUUGCCAAAAGUUACAACAUCUAAAUCUUGCACAAAACAAAUUUACCGGAACUGUACCUUUAGAGAUCUUUAAUCUUUCCUCUCUAUCAAACUUGUUGACUUUGUCACAAAACUCAUUGAGUGGCAAUAUACCAGAAGAAGUGGGAAAAUUAAAAAAUAUUGAUUUUCUAGAUGUGUCUGAGAAUAAUCUUUCUGGUCACAUUCCUGGAACUAUUGGAGAAUGCAUAACAUUGGAAUACCUCUAUUUGCAAGGAAAUUCUUUGCAGGGAAUCAUACCAUCCUCUUUGGCAUCACUCAAAGGUCUUCAAAGUUUAGACCUGUCACGAAACAACUUAUCUGGAUCAAUUCCAAAUGAUCUGCAGAAUCUUUCUUUCUUGAAUUAUGUCAAUGUAUCUUUCAACAUGUUGGAUGGUGAGGUGCCAACUGAAGGUGUGUUUCAAAACGCAAGUGCCUUUGAUGUUAGUGGAAAUAGUAACGUUUGUGGAGAUGUUUCCAAACUGCAUCUACCUCCAUGCCCUGUCAAAGGUAAGAAACUUGCAAAACACCACAAGUUCAGGUUGAUUGCAGUGAUAGUUAGUGUGGUUGGUUUUCUUCUCAUAUUGUCAAUUAUUUCAACUAUCUACCGGAUGAGAAAAAAGAAUAAGAAAUCAUCUUUGGAAUCACCAAAAAUGGACCAGCUAGCUAAAGUUUCAUAUCAAAGCCUAUAUAAUGGAACUGAUGGAUUCUCAGCAACAAAUUUGAUUGGCUCUGGAAAUUUUAGCUCUGUCUAUAAAGGAAAUCUUGAAUCAGAAGACAAAGUUGUUGCUAUAAAGGUCCUAAACCUUCAACAAAAAGGAGCCCACAAGAGUUUCAUAGUUGAAUGCAACGCACUUAAAAGUAUUAGACAUCGAAAUCUGGUUCAGAUUUUAACAUGUUGUUCCAGCACAGAUUACAAAGGUCAAGAAUUUAAAGCUUUGAUUUUUGAGUACAUGAAGAACGGAAGCUUAGAACAAUGGCUGCAUCCAACGACGCUUGGUCCUGAACAACAUCCGAGAUCAUUAAGCUUUGGGCAAAGACUAAAUAUCAUCAUUGAUGUUGCUUCUGCAAUACAUUAUCUUCAUCAUGAAUGUGAGCAACCGAUUAUUCAUGGUGAUUUAAAGCCAAGCAAUGUCCUUCUUGACGAUGAUAUGAUUGCUCACGUGUCUGAUUUUGGCAUAGCAAGAUUUCUCUCAGCUAUUAAUGAUACCACUUCUAAGGAAACGAGUACAAUUGGGUUCAAGGGGACUAUUGGCUAUGCUCCCCCAGAGUAUGGAAUGGGUUCUGAGGUGUCUAUGAAUGGUGACAUGUACAGUUUUGGGAUCCUUUUGUUGGAAAUGUUUACUGGAAGAAGACCCACUGAUGAAAUCUAUGAAGAUGGUCAAAAUUUACAUGACUUUGUGAAAAAUGCAGUGUUUGAUAAUCUUUUACAAACUUUGGACCCAUCACUUGAACUAGAACACAAAGUAGCAACAAUAGAAAAAGAGAACGGUCAAAAUCUUACUGCAGAUGUGGAAAACUACUUAGUUUCACUCUUUAAGAUUGGACUUGUUUGCUCAAUGGAAUCACCCAGAGAAAGAAUGAAUAUUAUGGAGGUCUCUAAAGAACUAAGCAAAAUCAGAAAAGCAUGCUUAAAAAACUUAGGGUUGGUGGUUGCCACGCCUUGCGCCACCGCAGUAAAUCUUGGCAUCAUGGCCUCCGGCGCCGCGGCAGACGGGCUCUUCCGACCGAUCUACGAGGGCUGCAUCACCGCCUACAACAACGACGUCGAGCGCCGCCCUUACCAUCGCAACUGCGGCUGUGCGCUCCACAGCAAGUCGCGCCGCGGCAGAGCGUGCUCGCACAGGAUGCCGCGCUGCAACAGCGUCUCCUAUCCCAUGAGGCGGGCCUGGAGCGAAGGGAGCUUGGUCAUGGCCACCUCGGCGCACUCCUCUCCCUCUUCCUCCCCCGCCGGACCCAGGCCUCAACACGACGACGAGGGACAUAGUCACAAAUUAGAGGUUUUAUUUGAGAUUUCAGAAUUUGCGCGAUAUGAAUCUGAUUUGGGAAUGUGGGAGCUGGAAACACAGGAGUCACAGCUAAUUCAUUUCUCUUUCCAGAACUUCAGGAAGCUUUUUUAUGAAAAAGACUAA
Sphenostylis stenocarpa is the source of this 3468-nucleotide messenger RNA. The record is from the annotation of a GenBank genome assembly. NCBI's taxonomy places the organism in Eukaryota, Viridiplantae, Streptophyta, Magnoliopsida, Fabales, Fabaceae.